This is a messenger RNA of Colias croceus (clouded yellow), 4007 nucleotides long. It is a transcript of the gene Usp8, whose product is annotated as ubiquitin carboxyl-terminal hydrolase 8. The coding region runs from base 215 to 2959 and encodes 914 amino acids. Gene Ontology annotation, molecular function: cysteine-type deubiquitinase activity. NCBI's taxonomy places the organism in Eukaryota, Metazoa, Arthropoda, Insecta, Lepidoptera, Pieridae. The transcript is spliced from 19 exons. The record is from RefSeq and is a predicted model, not a curated record. Gene Ontology annotation, biological process: protein deubiquitination.
UGACGUUCGAACUUCGAAACUUUGAACAAAUGAACGACAAAAUGUCAAAUUGAGAUUAAUUAUUUUUAAUCCGUAGAAUUUUUGUUUGUCUCUAAUAAAAGUUUGCAACAUUCCCAGUGUUUUCGUUUUAGAUAUCAAAUGUAAUUCCAAACGUCCUAGUGACUUUAUAUUCACUUAUUUUCUUCCGUAUCAUCGUUGAUACCAAUUUCUAAAUAUGACGGAGACGCGUCGUUUACAACUCCAUUUGGGGAAGUGUAUAGAAGAUUUAGACAAAUUACACAAUGUACCCGACUUAAAAUCAAAAAGAGCAGCUUUGCUAUGCAAGACAGCCCAAAAGCUCUUUGAAAACGCUGAAGAAGCCCGUGCAAAGGGUGACGAGGAGUACUCGUACGUCUACUUUAUGAAAUACCUCCGUGUAAUCGCAUAUAUCAGUAAGGAUAAAGAAUAUCUAAAGGACAAAACAUACUUCAACAAUAUGCUCGGAGCUAAGAACCCAAACAAGGCUAUAGAUGCUGCUGAAAAGUUGAAAAUGAGCCUGAUUGAAAGGUAUGCUAAAGAGCAGAAAAACAAACGCCUGAUGGAUAUACAGGAGAAUGAACUGAUCAAGCAGAAGAUUGACGAAAAUCGCAAGAAAGCUAUGGACAUCGCUACUGAGCCACCUCCACUUUUGGGUCUACCUGGUCCCGAUGAAGUGACAAUCAAAAGUGAUCAACUGUAUCAAAUACUGAAGAAUGGCAAGCUGAAGGUUAUGAUAUUGGACGCAAGACCUGGCAAUGAUUACAUUGAGUCGCAUAUUAAUCACCCUGCUUGUAUUAGUGUGCCGGAGGAGAGGAUUUCACCUGGGCAAUCAGCUAACGUACUAGAACAAAAUCUACCUGCCGCGUCUCGGCCAGUCUGGGCUGAGCGAGCAAGUAUGGAUCUAAUUGUUAUGCUCGAUUGGAGUAGCACCACUGUGAUACCGGGGAAACCGCUGCAUCUACUGAAGACUAUUCUGCUUAAGUGGGAUAUAAAAGUCCAAUACGCAAGACAGCCUGUAGCGCUAUGGGGAGGCUAUGAAGACUGGCUGCUCAAAUACCCAGCUUUUACCAGCAACCCGCAGGCCGUGCCACCGUCACAGGAGAUCAUGUUGGAUGAUAUGCUGGGUGAAAUAGAUUAUCCAAACUUGUCGGAUUUGAAUCCACCUACUCCAGUGACCCGACCCAAGCCUGGCGAGCCAGUUGUGGAUAGGUCUAGUAAGACUGCGGCAGUAGAAUUAUACGCGGAACGAGCCCGCAACGUGCAGUCCAUACUGGAGCAGCAGCAGAUGAUCGCAGACACGUCGCUCACGCUCGAGAUGCAGCGGAUCGAGGCGGAGCAGGACUGGGAGAAAACCCGUCAACAAAGCGAGACGGAAAAUCGGGACGAGUUACGCGCAAUGUACCAGCUGCGCGAACAAGAGAUCAUAUCGCAACUGAUGCAGUUGGAGAACAAGCAGUAUGAUAUGGAACAAGAGAACCAAUCCCUCCGUGAAAAACUAGAAGAGUACCAGCGUAGGGAACGGGAGGAAGCAGCCAAACUCGCUGAGAACAUCACCAAAGUGCAGCAGCCGCCUGAUGCUGAUGUCGAAGCCGUCAAGCAAGCAGCAGCCCGUGAAGUGGAAGCGAAGCGGGCUCGCAUUGCAGCAGUCACUGCUCAACGCCGUUCUCUUGACCGACAGAGAGAGCUGCUUGAAGCAGAGCGGAAGAGGAAGCUGGCUGAUGCGAGGGAUAAGAGGAAACCGCAGUUCAAGGAAGAAGACACAGAAUCGUUCGGUUCGGGCACUGACAGUAAUUCGGCGCUCAAUCGUUCGCAAUCCUCGCCAAAUAUUGCUAAGCUAUCAUCAGACGAAGAAGAACCAGCACCUCGGUUCGACCGCAGCACGAAGCCGGCCAAAAUGGCGCCGCUCGCUAAAGCGAGGGACUUUCAGCCCGUGUGGGGGGAUGUGGGUCGUGGUCUAACUGGCCUCAAGAACCUCGGUAACACAUGCUAUAUGAACUCAAUAAUACAGUGUUUGAACAACACGGCAAUUUUAGUAACGUACUUCUGCAAUGGACAGUACUUGGAGCACGUUAAUAGAUCGCAUAGCACGCGUGGGGCGAUCGCGGAGGAGUUAGCGGCCGUAGUCCGCGCGCUCUGGUCGGGACAGUAUAGAUUCAUCGCGACUAAGGAUCUACGGAACGAGGUGGGCAAGCACCAGCGCACGUUCCGCGGCAGCGAGCAGCAGGACUCGCACGAGUUCCUCACCAUACUGAUGGACUGGCUGCACCUCGACCUGCAGUUCACCAUCAAGCCGCCGCUCAAGGAGAGCCUGGGUGCGUCGGAGCGCGCGUGGCACGAGUACACGCGGUCCCGCGAGAGCCUCGUGCUGCGGCUCUUCUACGGACAGAUCCGCUCCACCGUGCGCUGCACCGUGUGCGCCGCCAGCUCCGCUACCUAUGACUCGUUCUCCAACCUGUCGCUGGAGCUGCCGCCGCACGCGGCGCGCUGCGAGCUCGCGGACUGCCUCAAACUCUACCUGAACGGGGAGACCAUCCCCGGUUGGAACUGCCCCACGUGCAAGGAAAAACGCGACGCCGUCAAAAAACUAGACAUAUCUCGCCUCCCGCCUGUACUCGUGAUACAUUUCAAGCGGUUCUACCUAGAUGCCAAGGAUUAUAUGUGCAAUGCGUAUAGAAAAAGACAAACAUACAUAGAUUUUCCUCUGGAAGGGCUGGAUAUGGGCCAAUUGGCGCUAAAUUGUCCGACGAAUGGAUACAAUUUGUACGCCGUGUCGAAUCACUAUGGGUCCAUGGAGGGGGGACAUUAUACGGCGUAUUGUAAGAGCAGCGUGUACGGCAAAUGGUACAAAUACGACGACCAUCUUGUCACGGAGAUAUCGCCAAGUGAAGUGAAGUCUAGCGCCGCAUACAUACUGUUCUACACGUCGUGCGACCGCACGUGAGCACACGUGUGUACACGCCCUUAUAACGCGCAGGCGGGAAACUAUUGUGGUCUGCUGUGAACGCGCCCUUAUAUAACUAAAGUGGGGAAACUAGUGUGUACGCUCCUUAAUGUGGAGUGCUCGCGCGUGUGUACACAGCUUUGAAAUAUAGAAUGAUUAGACUGAAUGUUGUGUGUGAACACGCCCUAAUUUUAAAAACAAGCGUCUGUGUACGUUCUAUUGAAAAUAAUGAUUAGGUGUGCGAAAGGUAUGUGAACAGGCUCUUAUGUUAAUAGCACACGCGCGUGUGCACUCUUUUGUAUAAUAGGAAAUUUAAAAUUUAAAAUUAUUUUAAAUGUACAACGCUUGCGCUUCAAACAACGUAUGUGAACACCUCUCAAUGUCAAAAACGCGCGUGUGUGUGUCUUCUUAAAAAAUAUAACGCUUAAACCUAUGUGUACGUGUCCUUAUGUCGAAUGAACGCGUAUAGACGCGAAGACCACGUGGGUACACUUCCUUAUUUAAAGUACACACGCGCGUGUGAAAAGUAUAACGCUUAGAUUGCAAACAAUGUUUAUAAAAGCCUUUAUUGGGUACGAGCAUAGUGUGUGCUAACCUUUAUGGGUAAAUCACGCUUCGCCUUAAGUGUAUUAAUGUGUAUUAUAUUUGAAAACUAUGAGUCGUCUAUACACUCCAAAUAUCACGAUAUUAUUAAGAGUGAACGUGUUGUGUGAACGCGCCCUUAUUCGUAAUGAACAUGUGUCCAAACCAGUUAUACCUUUAAAUAUACCCUAAGAGCUCUAAGCAAAUGUGUACACAGCUUUAUUUAUAAAGUACGCAUCGUGUAUAGACCUUUAUUUAAAAAAAUAAUUGUCCUGAAAAUUGUUCGAAUUAAUAUCAAUUAUCCAAUCAUAAUAAUUAUAACUUUGAAAGUAGUAAAUCUCUUCCAUAUUUAAUUCUAAAUAAACUACAAAUCUAGAAAAGGAAUUGCUUGUAUUUGGUAUCUAUACAUACACCCUUAUGGACCAUUAUAGCUGAAAACCCGCUUAAGUAAUAAACAUAAAUAAAA